This is a messenger RNA of Exaiptasia diaphana, 1936 nucleotides long. RefSeq names its product TNF receptor-associated factor 4. Gene Ontology annotation, cellular component: plasma membrane signaling receptor complex. Bases 73 to 1578 code for a protein of 501 amino acids. NCBI's taxonomy places the organism in Eukaryota, Metazoa, Cnidaria, Anthozoa, Actiniaria, Aiptasiidae. Gene Ontology annotation, molecular function: protein binding; zinc ion binding. Gene Ontology annotation, biological process: tumor necrosis factor-mediated signaling pathway; protein K63-linked ubiquitination; positive regulation of JNK cascade. The transcript has 11 exons. The record is from RefSeq and is a predicted model, not a curated record.
UCUCGAUCAAUCUUUGGUUUACUAGAACUCCAUUAAGUUAUAGGUAAAACUUGAGUGAACUACUGCAAAAAAAUGUCAGAUGUUGAUGAAAAUGUACAAAAAUUGGAAGAGAAAAUUCCGUUGAGCGACAAAAUUGAGCAAGUCGCCGAUAAAGAGGAAGACGAAAGCAUAGACAACAAACAAGAGAAUGAAAAAGAUGAGAUCGACAGGGCUAGUGCAGGAAGUCCAACAGAGAGCGUCGAUUCAAGCGAUAGUGAUGAUGGCGAGCCUGAAGAACCACCUGAUGUCAGUACACCAUACCCAGACAGCAAGCUAUUGAUCUACCCCAUGCAGAAGAUGUACAUGUGUCCCAAGUGUAGAGAUCUGCUCCGUGAACCAGUGCAAAACAAAUAUUGUGGCCAUUACUUGUGCUAUCAAUGUUAUGUGGAUGUUAGCAAGUUAACAAAGCGAUGUCCAAUGGAUCAAGUGGAGAUUGGCAAUAAACCACCACGCGUUGACAAGGAAUUCAGAGACGAUAUCUGGCAACUGGAAGCAAAAUGCAAGAACAAUGAACAAGGCUGUAAGUGGGAAGAUACAGUCGGAAAAUAUUCGGAACACGUGACAUACUGUGAGUACAAUUCCAUGACGUGUAUCUGCGGUACAAGUUUUCCAAAACGCUUCUACCAGAGGCAUCGUGACAAGGAAUGUGGUAAAGAGCUCAUCCAGUGUGAAUACUGCGAGAGUGAGAUUUACAGAGAAAACAAGAAGAGUCACCUGGUUGAAUGCACUAAACUCCCUCUUCCUUGUCCCAACAAAUGCGAUAAGGACUUGCGGUUUCCAAGAGACGAGCUUGACAAGCACAUUGAAACGGAAUGCCCCCGCACCAAGGUCGUGUGUCAUUUUGAAGACAUUGGUUGCUCACACAAAUCCAGUCGAGAGAAGAUGGUCAAGCAUUACGCCAAAGAAUUGACAAACCAUGUAGACAUGCUACACGUUGAAGAAAUCAAACGAGACGAACUGUUGAACAAGAUUCUUCUUAAACUAAGAGAACACGAAAUGAUGAUAGGUAACGACGACGAACGGAUUGGGAACCUUGAGAGCAUUAACAACACUCAACUGAUAUGGCGCAUUGAAGAUGUUUCUGGUAAGAUGGCCCAGGCCAAAGGAGGUAGCGCUGAAUCUCUCUUCCACCCUCCUUUUGCAACCAGCAAGCAUGGUUAUCGGUUCAGCGCAUCAGUCUGUCUGAACGGCGAUGGAAAAGGCAAAGGAACGCACAUGUCUGUCUUCAUUUCUAUUCAUAAAGGAGAUUACGAUGUGUUUCUCAAGUGGCCGUUUGAUUACCGAGUUACGUUCAUUCUACUCGAUCAAGACGAACAUCUUAACGAACGCAAGCACAUUAAGUACAGUAUCAAACCCAGUCCAUCUCCUGAAAACGAGAAAUUCCUUGGCAGGCCAACCAUGGACAAGAAUGCAAGCUUUGGUCUUCAGAAGUUUGCAUCUCACAAAGAAAUCUAUACAAGAAACUACAUCAAAGACAACACAAUGUUGCUGAAGAUUUCUGUCGAGUGCCCUGGGACGGACGCUGUCUUCCUUGCUUAGAAAGUUUUAUCGCACAAAGAUGGCAUAUUAUUCAUUUCUUUUGUUGUCUUUUGACAAAAGCAACUUGCACACCAUAAUUCAACCAACGUAUCAAUCAAUUAAUCAAUUCAAUCAUUCGAACAUUCAAGUAAUCCGCAAAUAGCAAACUAUGUCAUGUCGAUCAAGCAGUGAAUUAAACAAUAAUCCUGAACUCAAUUAGUACAAAAAUAUCAUUUUACAAGUACGGAGCUACGCAAUCUUGUACUUUUUAUGCUGUGUGAAAUGUAUAUUAUUUCACAACCUAAAACAGCUAUACUAGCUAGUAUUGUAAAUUUUUGGUUUAUUUUUGCCCACUGCUUUAUUAAAAAAAUCAAAAUGA